Messenger RNA from Bathycoccus prasinos, 694 nucleotides. RefSeq lists its product with no specific name. The record is from RefSeq and is a predicted model, not a curated record. The transcript has a single exon. NCBI's taxonomy places the organism in Eukaryota, Viridiplantae, Chlorophyta, Mamiellophyceae, Mamiellales, Bathycoccaceae. The annotation marks the transcript as partial.
AUGAGAUGCUCCGACCGAAUCAAUGGCAUUCAGUACAAGAAAGUUGCACCAGGUUGCAUGUUUGUGAUCGUGGAAUACUGCGCGAGCAAUUCGGCAGACCCGGGAUGUGCGAAAUACAUUUCGAAGAAAAUUAAGCUUCAGAAGAUUGAAAAGUUUAAGCGAACGAAAUUACAGUCCAGCGAUAUGCCUUCGAAAAAGGGUCUCAGCAUGUCUCUCGAUUUUCCAGCUUCAUCGCUUCAAGAUGAUGUGAACAUCGUCAUCUCAGAGCUCGAUAAUACAGAUGUGGGUGGAACGAUACCACCAGAAUACCGUUCGACGGCCAUUGGAAACAUAAUCAAUUUGAUGCCGCACGGACAAAUUUUUGAUACCUGUGUCACUCUCGAAUUACCAUACGAGUACACUGGAUCGCACCUUAACGUUGCUUUACUGAAAGCUCCGAAUGCUGACUCUACUUUCGAUGUCGUUCCCGAUACAGUUUAUGAAGACCUUGGAGAUGGACUGGCGAUAGCGCGAGCGUGCAUCAUGAGUUUCAGUACGGCGAUGGUUGUCGAGCAAACCUCACCACCUUCACCGCCGCCGCCGCCGUCACCUUCGCCGCCACCUCCAUCUCCGCCUCCAUCUCCUCCGCCUUCGCCGCCCCCCCCACCGCCUUCACCUCCUCCCUCACCCCCACUUCCAUCGCCUCCUCCCCUUC